This is a messenger RNA of Fundulus heteroclitus (mummichog), 1811 nucleotides long. RefSeq names its product major histocompatibility complex class I-related gene protein-like. Gene Ontology annotation, biological process: immune response. NCBI's taxonomy places the organism in Eukaryota, Metazoa, Chordata, Actinopteri, Cyprinodontiformes, Fundulidae. The record is from RefSeq and is a predicted model, not a curated record. The coding region runs from base 183 to 986 and encodes 267 amino acids. Gene Ontology annotation, cellular component: external side of plasma membrane. The transcript is spliced from 6 exons.
UCCCGGAGUAUCAAUAUUCACUGACAGUUGAUAAUAAUCCAGUCGUUUAUUGCGAUGGGAGCAACAAGAUACUGGAUCUGAAGUAUGACUGGUUGAAGAAAUUAUUCCACGACGAACCUGACGUGAACCAUGGAUUUCGUUACAGAUGUUUUGAAUUUUGGCCAAACAAAACUAAAUCCAUUAUGAGUGAUGUGAAGAAGCUUUCAAGUCAACAAGAAAAAGGAGUCCAUAUUGUACAAUUGAGAGGUACCUGUGACUGGGAUGAGGAGACUCAGAAAGUUUCUUUUGUCCAACUAGUAGGUUAUGAUGGAGAAGACUUUUUAGAGCUGGAUUUUGAAACUCUGACAUGGAUCGCUCUACAACCACGUGCCAUACCAGUUAAACGGGUAGCAGACACUGAUGAAGUUGGAAUAAUGAUCCUUGAAAGGACAAUUACCAAGGAAUUCCCUGUGCUUCUUAAGCUAUUAUUGGACAAAGGGAAGAGCAUUCUGCUAAGAACUGAGCAUCCCUCAUUGUCUCUGCUGCAGAAGUCUCCUUCCUCUCCUGUCAGCUGCCACGCUACAGGUUUCUAUCCCAGCAAAGCCCUGAUGUUCUGGAGGAAAGAUGGGGAAGAGUUUCAUGAGAAUGUGGAUCAUGGAGAGAUCCUUCCAAACCAUGAUGGGACCUUCCAGAUGAGGGUUUACCUGGACAUUUCCUCAAUCAAUCCUGAAGACUGGAGGAGGUACGACUGUGUGUUUCAGCUUAUUGGCAAAGUGGAAAAAAUCAUCAAACUGGAUGAAGCAACUCUAAGAAUCAACAGAGAGAGCCCCAGCAACAUAUCCCUCCCCAUCAUAGCUGUUGUUAUUGCUUUGGUUCUUGUUUCCAUCGCUGCUGCUGCUGCUGUUGGGCAUGUGGUCUACAAAAAGAAAAUAGUUCGAGAUCCACUACCAUCAACCUCUCACGAGAAUGGCACUGAACUCACUGAGACUCUGAAUCCAGAGAUCUGAAGAAUAAUCCAUUGCUUGAUGUGAGAAUUCACUAUAUUUAUUCAUGUGAAGUUCUGUGAAUACUGUUUUUUGUUGUUGUUGCUAAUUACGUCAUGUAGAAAGGGGUUAAGAUACACAGAUACUGAGUAAGUGAAACCAGAUUUUUAUCUUUGCCAAAACCUGUUUGUGUUAAACCACAAACCUCAUUCAAGUUAAGACUUGUUUCCCACCAUUGUUAUCAGCUGCUCAGUUGUGCGUCUAAAAGCAAAUCACACACUCCAAGAUGAGCUCCUUUAGCAGAAGGCUCCUCUUACCCAGAUGUACCACAGAGCGCCACAGGAAAUCAUUCCUGCCUGUGGCUAUCGAUCUCUACAACGCCACCCUCAGUUAUCCUAACCCCCCCCCCCCCCCUCUGUAACUGUCAUUUAUGCAUUCUCUGCACUGUUCUUGCACAAGUUACCAUCACUUCACUUGGAUUCCCAAGGUGAAGUGAUAUGACUAUUGUGAUAUGGUAAUACCUUGUGUGGAAUGUUGUAAAUAUAUAUAUAACAAUGUGUGUAUUCUGGAGCAUGUAACAAAAGUAAUUUCCCCCUGGGAUUAUUAAAGUAUGUCUGAAUCUGAAUCUGAGUCUGAGACACGAUAGCAGCGAAAUGACAUCUUCGAUAGUAAAAGGUUGUACUGCAAGGGCUUUCUACUCUGGCUCAUCUCCUAAAUGUUAUCCUGAUGCAAGGUUACUUAGGAACUGCUUUCUGUUUGAUCUUCAGAAAGAAAUAAUUUAGGCACAAAGAAUACAUGUUUUUAUAUAAACAUAUUUUGUUAUUUUGGAUUCAAAUAAAAAAGGGACCA